Molecule: messenger RNA, 1041 nt
Organism: Oncorhynchus tshawytscha (Chinook salmon)
Lineage: Eukaryota; Metazoa; Chordata; Actinopteri; Salmoniformes; Salmonidae
Product: sugar transporter SWEET1-like
Exons: 6
Coding region: 158-817 (219 amino acids)
Biological process (GO): carbohydrate transport
Cellular component (GO): membrane
Molecular function (GO): sugar transmembrane transporter activity
Source: RefSeq, a predicted model, not a curated record
AAACACGGAAAUACAGUGUCGUUAGAACGUUGAGUCGCUGAUGCAGAUGUCAACUAUUUGCACUAUAGCUGAUUUGAUAUUCAUAGCGAAAUUACUCACAAUUUAGACACAUACCUAGCUAUCUAGGUAGUGCGCCACACAUUCCCUUUUCCUAUCUAUGGAGUUUUUGCAGUUUCUAUCAUGGGCGUGCAUCGUAUUUACAGUCGGGAUGUUCUCGACUGGACUGACGGACCUGAAGAAGAUGAGAGCUUCCAAAAGUGCAGAUAACGUCCAGUUCCUCCCCUUCCUCACCACAUGCCUCAAUAACCUGGGCUGGCUGUAUUAUGGGAUACUGAAGACGGAUGGGACUCUGGUCCUGGUUAACACCAUAGGAGCCUGUCUACAGUCCCUCUACAUCUUCUCCUACUGCCACUACACCAAUGACAAGAGGCGAGUGACCUCUCAGACAUUACUAGCAGGAGGAGUGGUCUGUGGAGGCUGGCUGUACUUCAGUGUUGUCCUGCCUCAGGGAGAGUCUCAGCUGGCCCAGCUAGGUCUCACCUGCAGCCUGUUCACUAUCAGCAUGUACCUGAGUCCACUCGCUGACCUGAUGGAGAUGGUGCGUACUGGUAGUGUGGAGCGUUUGUCCUACUCUUUGACUGUAGCUACCUUCCUCACCUCAACAUCCUGGACGCUCUAUGGACUACAGCUGCAAGACUACUAUAUCAUGGUUCCAAACACGCCAGGCAUUGUGACCAGUCUCAUCCGGUUCUUCCUGUUCUGGAGAUUUGCAUCUGUCAAUCAAGGCGUGCCAUCCUAUAAGCUCAUCGAAAUCUAAGUGGCUGGAGACUCACACCAAUGGUUACAAGGGAGAGAGAUAACAGGCUUCUAGACCCUAUCAUGGUCAGGCUGUCAAUCACUGAUAUUGUUACUCAUAUUGUAAAUGAUUCAUGAUCACUCCUACCCACCAAGGGUUUAAGAAGACUUUCUCCUCUCAAGGCAGAAGCUGUCCCUAAUCACAGAUCUAGGAUCAGAGUACCCUAGCAAUGGGGGAUGAAAAAU